Messenger RNA from Gossypium arboreum, 1132 nucleotides. Its product is annotated as ras-related protein RABA1c. The transcript is spliced from 2 exons. Lineage: Eukaryota; Viridiplantae; Streptophyta; Magnoliopsida; Malvales; Malvaceae. Gene Ontology annotation, cellular component: endosome. Gene Ontology annotation, molecular function: GTPase activity; GTP binding. Bases 199 to 855 code for a protein of 218 amino acids. The record is from RefSeq and is a predicted model, not a curated record.
GGUGUCCAAUAAUCUUUUACAUUCCCAACCCACCAAAAUAAAAGGUUUAAAAGGGGGAAAUAGAAAAAGCAUGAUAAACUUGAAACUCUCCCCUGUUUCACACUCUCUUUCUCAUAUUUUUACUCCACACAAAGCAAAAGGGAAAGUAAUAUAGUAUCAACAUCAGUGGUUUUGAGAGGAAAAAAGGAAGGGUGAAAUAUGGCUGGUUACAGAGCAGAGGAUGACUAUGACUACCUUUUCAAGGUAGUUUUGAUCGGUGAUUCAGGUGUGGGGAAGUCUAAUUUACUCUCCAGGUUCACCAGGAACGAGUUCAGCCUCGAGUCCAAGUCUACUAUCGGCGUUGAGUUCGCUACUCGUAGUUUGAAUGUGGAUGGCAAGGUCAUUAAAGCUCAGAUUUGGGACACUGCUGGUCAAGAAAGGUACCGUGCAAUAACAAGUGCCUAUUACCGAGGAGCUGUGGGAGCACUCCUUGUGUACGACGUUACACGCCACUCCACAUUCGAAAACGUAGAGAGGUGGCUAAGAGAGUUGAGGGAUCACACAGAUCCCAACAUCGUAGUCAUGCUUGUCGGAAACAAAUCAGAUCUUCGUCACCUCGUGGCUGUCUCAACCGAGGACGGGAAAUCCUUUGCUGAGAAAGAAUCCCUUUACUUCAUGGAAACUUCUGCUCUGGAAGCUACUAACGUGGAAAUUGCAUUUGCUGAAGUUCUUACUCAGAUAUACAACAUCGUUAGCAAGAAAGCUAUGGAGACAAGCGAUGAUGGGGCCGCUUCAGCCGUGCCCUCCAAGGGAGAGAAAAUUGAUGUCGGUAAAGAUGUCUCGGCAAUGAAGAAAGGGGGUUGCUGUUCAAGCUGAUAUGGAUCUGAAAGUCUGGGGUUUGUUCAGCUGCAUUGAUUUCUUUGUAAACCAUUGUUUCGUCACAUAUACGCAAAAAGUGUGCAUUGUGGAGGCCCGAACUUGGCUUGUGAGGUAUUGUCCGCUUUUAACAUAGGUCCGAGUUUAAGUCUCCACAUAUAAUAUCAUGGUAGAUGCUUAAAAUUUCUUGAUAUAGGAUUGGGGUGUUACAUCCAUAAGCUAAAGUGCUAAAGUAGGGGAUUAGCAGAUAAUGGAGAUUGAGUUACUUGUUGGAAAA